Molecule: messenger RNA, 1265 nt
Organism: Micropterus dolomieu (smallmouth bass)
Lineage: Eukaryota; Metazoa; Chordata; Actinopteri; Centrarchiformes; Centrarchidae
Product: solute carrier family 45 member 4-like
Exons: 5
Coding region: 66-383 (105 amino acids)
Cellular component (GO): membrane
Molecular function (GO): sucrose:proton symporter activity
Source: RefSeq, a predicted model, not a curated record
CACCAACCUGCUCACCACACAGACCCUGACACUAGCUCCCCCUGCAAGACAGCAAUACAGAUCUGAUGUGUGGAUCACUGAUAGCCAGGCGGGAGUUGCAACUGUCAGCCAGCAGUCUGUCAUCUGAGGGCUCCAGCGAGGGAGGACCAGACAAGGGUACAACUGUUCGACUGCUCUGGCUAUCCAUGUUGAAGAUGCCGAAGCAGCUGUGGACACUGUGCGUGUGUCACCUCCUCACAUGGUUCUCCAUCAUAGCUGAAGCUGUGUUUUACACUGAUUUCAUGGGGCAAGUCAUCUACCACGGAGACCCCACGGCUCCAGCCAAUUCAACAGAGCUACAAAACUAUCACAUACUAUGUAUCUCCAGCGCUGCAACAGUGUGAAGAUGAACUGUGCAGUUCCCCUCAGCUCUACAGAGAAGUUGCUCAGCUCAAUGUUCUGGUUUUUGGUCAGCUCCCAACCUUUCUGGUUUCCGUCUCAUCAGCCUCAUUUCCAGCUGUAGCAGGCAGCUGUUUUCAGCAAAAAAGCACUAAUAAAUCCUUGUACACUACCACCAAACACAAACUGAUUACAAUGAAUCACCAGUCACAAUCAGCAGUGGAUGUCCUCACUGGUGAGCGCUACUGUUAGCUUAGCUGUGAUAGUAGCCUAUGUUAGUCUUUGAUAAAAGCUUAUAAAAUCUUGAUAAAGGGCUGCAAACUAAUAAUAUGACAACUGUUACAAAUAGAUGACAGAUUAGCCAUUUGUAUAGGCUAUUUUUCUAAAGUUACCUACCUACAAGGUGAAGGUGAAGGAGGAGUACUGUUAUGGGCUGCUAUCAGUAAGGAUGAGAUAGUUGGACCUUUUCGGGUUGAAGAUGGACUGAAACUCAACUCCCAAACCUACUGCCAUUCUCUGGAAGAUACUUUCUGCAAGCAGUGGCACAGGAAGAAGCCCUCAGUUUUCAAGAAGGCCAUAAACUUCAUGCAGGACAACGAUCCAUCGCAUGCAUCCAAGUGCAAGGGCCAAAAACUGGGUUCUUAUUUUCAUAUUUUACUUGUACUGAUGAGGACACACUUUUUAUUUGACAAGAAAAUAACUGGAUUAAAUUGUCAUAUUUUCAAUCCCACCACAAGCUUGAUUGCUUUCGUUUUGUGUUAUAAAUAGUGAAUAAAAAACUUCUUUCCUCAACAUACUGAUUCAACUUCAGGCGCAAUCAUGAGACGAUCAGAGAUCUGUCUUUGUUGUUUACAUGUGGAAUGAAUAAUAUUAAAAUUGAGAUACGA